Molecule: messenger RNA, 1674 nt
Organism: Protopolystoma xenopodis
Lineage: Eukaryota; Metazoa; Platyhelminthes; Monogenea; Polystomatidea; Polystomatidae
Source: the annotation of a GenBank genome assembly
AUGCUUCCAGACCUGCGCGCCCCGAAUUUUUGUGCCAGUCGGCCGCACAUCAACUGCAUAUACGAGGCCAUUUUGUCAACCCAGAGCCUCUUCUUCCCUCUCACGACACCGUUUUGCCUACCUUUUCCUCUACUCCCCUCCCUUGACCAGCCUAUACACAAGCCUCACCAUUACGACGACCUACUUUCUCUCCUAACUUGCCCUGGAAACAGAAUGUGCGACCUGUUGGCCCAGCAACAACAGCCUCAGAGACCGUUGGUUAGCAGCCAUUUGACCAGAGGGAGUAUGCCGUCGGUGUCGAACGGUCUGGCGUCCGAGGAGACGCGUCUCGAGCCGACUGGCUCAGGACUCGGUUUAGUCGAGAAGAGUCCACCUCACCUUGACGAUUGGGCCUCGGAACUGAGCUCAACUGGCGGCAGACGGAGGCAGCGGACAGCAUUGGCCGGUGACUCGGCCGGUGAGUUCGAGACCUGGUCACGAGUCCGACGACGAGCCUACGACCCGGUGGCCAUGGCGGUGGCGGUAGCGGCAGCCGCAGCAGCAGCAGCAGCAGCGGCGGCGUCGAAACGCGACGACACGACCGCUCGACGGUCACUAGGAGACGGUGAAGACGACGAGAAGUGUGUGGGGGAUGUCGAGGCUGUUGAAGAUGUGGAGGAUGUGGAGGAUGGGACGGAGGGGGGUGUGUCGAUGACGAGGCUGGGAGGGGCGGAAUGCUUCCGUCGAGAGACGCCGGCUGUUGCCACGACAGACAAAGUCCACCAGACAGAGUCUCCCAGUCAUACCGGCCAAUCGCCUCUGCCGGUCGGCCUCAAACCGGCCCUACCGGUAUCCGGUCUGUCCCACCAACUGUACCACCAGUCCAGUCGAAACGUCCACUGCCAACCGCUUCAGCAGUCCCCCUUUAUUGGCGUCUCCGACCCGCUUGGGCCGUCUACGGGCGGCCAGCAGAAGCGCCGGCGUCUGGCACGACAGUCGUCGCCCAACUCGGCCAUCGAACAGACCUCGGCCCAACCAGGCCUCGUCGCCACGCCGACCGUCUCUCUUUUGCUACAGCAACAGGCCCAACUGCCUCACUUCACGCAUCAGCAGUACCAACAUCAACAUCAACAGCAACAGCAACACCCUCCUUCUCAUCGUCAUCACCAUCAUCAUAAGCAUACUCAGCAUCAGCAUCAGCAUCAGCAUCAUCCUCGUCAGGAGCAUCAGCCGCAACAGAUGGACCAGGUGCAUUCGUGGCCGGCUAAAGAUCGGCCAGGCAGAGCCGACAACGAGUCCGGACAAAACGGCAGAGGAGCCGAAAAGACAGCGCCUGAACAGAUGGAGGAAGACACUGAAAGCGACGGACUCAGAGACCUCGUAGGCAGGCAGGAAGCGAAAGAUUUGAAAGUGGCCAGACUGAAGCGAGGAGAUGGCGAAAACGAAAAGUCGGCGCAAAGAAAGCGACUUAGUGAGACCAGCACAAGCAACGCGAAAGAACUGGAAUUUUUGACGCCUUGCAACUUGACGACAAGGGCUGCACCAACCGAUCGACAAUCAGAUGGUCUUCUCUGCACAGUUGACCCACAACUUCACCUUUCCCUCACAUUCACGCCACUAGACCCACAAGGUGUCGUCUUCCCCUCCUCUUUUUUUUAUCCCCCACUUCCACCCAAACUGACCCGGUCGACAUGA